Messenger RNA from Penicillium cinerascens, 1098 nucleotides. RefSeq names its product TDT family transporter. Gene Ontology annotation, biological process: sulfite transmembrane transport; transmembrane transport. Gene Ontology annotation, molecular function: sulfite transmembrane transporter activity. The record is from RefSeq and is a predicted model, not a curated record. Gene Ontology annotation, cellular component: plasma membrane. Lineage: Eukaryota; Fungi; Ascomycota; Eurotiomycetes; Eurotiales; Aspergillaceae. The transcript is spliced from 4 exons. The coding region runs from base 1 to 1098 and encodes 365 amino acids.
AUGGGAACGGGUAUCGUUUCGAUUCUCUUGCACAACCUUCCCUAUAAUAGCGUUUGGCUAUAUUGGCUGUCUGUGAUUGUCUUCGCUUUCAAUGUAUUCCUCUUUGUCCUUUUUAGCAUUAUCUCCUUCGCUCGCUACACGCUCUUCCGAGGUCUCUGGACAUCAAUGCUAAACCAUCCCACGCAGUCUCUCUUUCUCGGCACGUUUCCGAUGGGCCUUGCCACUAUUAUCAACAUGAUCUGCUUCGUGUGCGUACCUGCUUGGGGUUCAUGGGCGGCGACUUUGGCAUGGACGCUGUGGUGGAUUGACGUUGUGAUCUCGCUCGCGAACAACAUGUAUCUGCCUUUUGCCAUAAUGUCUCGCCAUUCCAAUCAGCUCUCCGGGAUGACUGCAGCCUGGUUGCUUCCUAUUGUGUCCACCAUUGUUGCUGCUGCAUCCGGUGGCAUUGUGGCAUCGGUUCUGAAGAAUGAACAACACGCGCUCUGGACCAUUAUUGUGAGUUACAUUCUCUGGGGAACUGGGGUGCCCUUGGCAAUGAUGGUGCUCGUCAUGUACUUUCAUCGACUCACGAUUCAUAAACUCCCACCUCGAGAAGUCAUCGUGUCGGUUUUCCUUCCUUUAGGACCAUUGGGCCAAGGGUCGUUUGGUAUCAUGCAACUUGGAAAGGAGGCUAUGAGAGUUUUUCCCCAGACCAAUAGUCUGCCUGCCCAAGUUGCAGCUGGAACCGUGCUUUAUAUUGUUGGCUUCAUGGUUGGACUUAUCAUGUGGGGAUUUGCCCUUGUGUGGCUUUUCUUUGCCCUUGCGUCAAUUAGACGCUCCAAGUUCCCCUUCAAUAUGGGAUGGUGGGGUUUCACUUUCCCUAUCGGUGUCUUCACCGUCUCGACAACCACUCUUGCGAAGGAGCUUCCUUCACUGUUCUUUAAAGUCUUGGGCACCAUUUUUUCCGUGGCGGUAGUUUUGCUUUGGGUUGUCGUCAGCGUAGGGACAAUUAUCCAAACAUGGCAAAGAAAAAUUUUCGUUGCGCCGUGUCUCAAAGAGUGGGAAAAUAUGGAGGCUCAACGAUAUGCGAGAGACGGGCAAGUUCCGCAAAGUGUUUAG